AUGCAAGAAUAUGAGGUGGGGCCCGCCACAGUUGAACCCGGGACUUCGGUAGAACUAAACAGUGUGCGGUUGGGACAACAAGCUCAAAGUUUGAGGAGUAAGAACAGUGUUAAAUGCAUUGCAAAUAAGCUGCUUGCUUCUUCUUGGAUCCAAUUCCUAAGGGAGAAACUGUAUCUAAGUCACCAAGGGAAAGUUAGAAAACUGUGGAAGAUAUAA
This is a messenger RNA of Prunus armeniaca (apricot), 216 nucleotides long. NCBI's taxonomy places the organism in Eukaryota, Viridiplantae, Streptophyta, Magnoliopsida, Rosales, Rosaceae. The record is from the annotation of a GenBank genome assembly.